AUGGCAUCGCACUUUGCUUGUUCAAAUGCUCUGCGAUCUGUACCACGCACUACCAGGACUACGAUAAUUGCAGCUAGACCACUUAGGCCAAGAUCAGCGAAGCGAGCAUAUCAUGAAAGUGCUGGAAGGUCUCGAUCGCAUACGCCUUGGACGACGCAAUCAGCAGCUGUGCUAGCAGCGGCAGCGACAGUCGCUUUAGUUUAUUCCGCAAGUUCGAGGCCGGUGGAAGCUGAAGCGCAAGACGACAAACCACCUGCACCUGUUGUCGAGAAGCUCAAGAAAAAGAAGGGAGUGAGUAAGGAACAGAACAGAGAUGCAAUCAGCUCGCAGCAUCUGCAAGUCAAAAGGAGCUGGGAGAACCCUGGCGUAUAUGCUUGGGGUUCCAAUACUGGCAGAGUGGUUGCUCCUGAUUCAGACGAGGCUUAUAUCAAAACUCCAAGACGCAUACCUUUCUUUGAUGAUGUCCUGCUUAGGGACAUCAAGCUCGAUAGACAGUUUGGGGCAGCGGUUCUCGAAAAUGGAGAUUUGGUGCAAUGGGGCAAAGACUUCUCGGAGGAUUCAACUCAGCCGCAGGUCACUUUGAAGGGGAAGGACAUCCAGCAGAUUUCCAUAUCACGAGAUCGUGUUAUCGCUCUGUCGAAGGAUGGCACUGUCUACUCUAUCUCAGCCUCGAAAGCCGAGCAAAGCUCUGGCAGCAAACCCACCGAAUCUUCGUGGAUUCCAGGCUGGAGCAGUACCUCACCUAUCAGCUAUCGCACCAUCAAACCCUCGACCCUUGGUGGCCGCGAGAAAGUGACUGCUAUUUCUGGCGGCCUCGAACAUGUCCUGAUGCUCACAAACUCCGGUCGCCUCUUCUCCGCUGCGUCAGGAAGCCAGGACUUCCCUGCUCGUGGUCAGCUAGGCGUCCCAGGUCUGAACUGGUCUACUCGUCCGCCAGGUGCCUACGACCAGUGCCACGAAGUCACAACUCUCAAGGGGUUUGAAAUUGACAAGAUUGCAGCUGGAGACUACCACUCUGUCGUCGUUGAUAAGGAGGGCCGAGUCUUUAGUUUCGGCGACAACUCUUCCGGUCAGCUGGGCUUCGAUCCAAGCUCUGAAGCACCCUUUGUGGAUACCCCUUCACUAGUCGCCAUCAAUCGCCUUUACCAGGGCACGAACCAGACGUACAAAGUCACACGUAUCUCAGCAGGUGGUCUAAAUAGUUUCUUCACCAUCGACGCCACCCGUAUUGCAGGACCAAACGAGAGUCCAAACGAAGUCAGACAACUCGGUCGAGUAACAGCUGACACCUGGUCCUGCGGGCAAGGCAUCAAAGGCGCGCUCGGCAACGGUCGCUGGACGCACAUUCAGGGCGUUCCAACCAAAAUACCUUCUCUCUCUAACCUCAACGAAUACGACGAGAAUACCAACCAAGUAGUUCCCAUCCGCAUCCACAGCAUUAGCGUAGGCAGCACACAUGCCGGCGCCAUACUCAGCAACAUUACCUUUCUCGACACGAAUGAGAAGUCUAGCGAAGAUACCACGAAUUGGGGUGCCGAUGUGGUCUGGUGGGGUGGAAAUGAGUUCUAUCAGUUAGGCACGGGCAAGAGGAAUAACGUGAGCACCCCGUUGUAUAUUCGGCCGUUGGACAUGGCUGCCGAGAUUGAAGCGGGACGGAAAGAGGAGCAUAGGUUUCAUAUUACGCCGAGACAUAAUGUUAAGGUCAAGGAUGGGAGGACCGUGAGCAUGGAGCAGAGGAUCGAGUGCGGCAGAAACGUUACCGCAGUGUAUUCGGGAGUAUAG
Molecule: messenger RNA, 1782 nt
Organism: Lithohypha guttulata
Lineage: Eukaryota; Fungi; Ascomycota; Eurotiomycetes; Chaetothyriales; Trichomeriaceae
Exons: 1
Coding region: 1-1782 (593 amino acids)
Biological process (GO): mitochondrial respiratory chain complex III assembly
Cellular component (GO): mitochondrial inner membrane
Source: RefSeq, a predicted model, not a curated record